AUGUUUCUUUAAAUCCAUCCCAGAAUCCAAGAAUGCUACCACCUGGGAACUCUCAGGCCUUACCGAUAUCUCAAGGUCCCUCAUCUGGCGCCUCGCCAUCUCGGCCACAGCAGCAACUUGACAUUCCAUUAUCCGUUCAGCAGCAACAACAACAGCAACAACAAAACCAAAAUGCUUUACUUAAUCAACAGCAGCUUCAGAGGCCACAACAAAUGGCGCUUCCAUUGAAUCCACUCUCCCAUUUAAAUGCUACUAUGGGCCAGAACUCGAACAGCAUGCAAUUGGAUGGUCAUAUGGUUAACAAACAACAGCAGGCGCAACAGCAGCAGAUGCAGCAGAAAAAAAUGAUGAUGGGACCGGGAGCGCAUGUGGGAAUGGGAAACAACAUGGUGGGGCGCUAGGAAGUGCGAUGUCAGUGGGUGUUGCAAAGGGGCUCGCAGGUCCUGGAAUAUCUGGAACGGUGAAUAUGGGUCAGAACCCGAUUAACAUUGGCCAGUCACAGCAGAACAUCAACGCUAUCCAGCAGCUUCGUUCGGGACAGUUGACUCAGCAACAAGCUGCUUACCAGAAGCUCAGAAUAAAUCAGCGGUCAGGUAUUGCUGGAAUGCCGGCAGGCGCUAGGCAGAUGCCCCUCCCUAGUGCUGCUGCCGCGGCUGGGCUUUCCAUGUUGAAUCAGCCCAUCAACAUGGGCCACAUGCUGCAGCAGCGGAGCGCAAUGGGUCCUAUGGGCCCGCCGAAGCUGAUGGCUGGAAUGAAUAUGUUCAUGAACCAGCACCAGCAAAAUCAACAGUUGCAGUUACAGCAGCAGCAGCAAAAUCAGCAGUUGCAGCAGCAGCACCAGCCAGAAUCGACCUCGUCGCUUCAGUCUCUUCAGGCUGUUGUUUCGCCUUCUCAAGUGGGCUCACCAUCGACCAUAGGCCUUCCGCAGCAGCAGCAACCCCUGCAGCAUCCAAGCCCGCAGCAAAUGGCCCGAACUCCAAUGAGUCCACAGGUGAGCUCAGGGGCGAUCCAUGCCAUGAGCGGCGGUAACCCAGAUGGUUGCCCUGCCAGUCCGCAGUUGAGUUCCCAGACUGUUAACUCUAUUGGAAGUAUCACAAACUCGCCCAUGGAGCUCCAAGGGGUAAACAAGAGCAAUUCUGUUAACAAUGUCUAGCUUGUGCUUGAUCUCUACCGUAGUUUUAGUUGCAGCUUAAUCAGAAACUUAUUUGUGGUUUAAUGACUCAAAUUCUUAGUUUUUAGCUGCCGAGUGCCGACUAGCCUUCGUUUAGACUUCAUGCUGCAAAGCUUCUGUUCCGUUUCACUUCACCCUUAUGGAGUAUGGACUAUACAUUGUGCAUGAAAAUCCACAACGGUUCAAAUAGCUUUUACCACCCAAUAAGAAUGGAUACCUGCCGUUUUAGAAUGAAAGCUGAGAUUAGUC
Messenger RNA from Linum trigynum, 1420 nucleotides. NCBI's taxonomy places the organism in Eukaryota, Viridiplantae, Streptophyta, Magnoliopsida, Malpighiales, Linaceae. The record is from the annotation of a GenBank genome assembly.